This is a messenger RNA of Folsomia candida, 1534 nucleotides long. RefSeq lists its product as uncharacterized. The transcript has 2 exons. The record is from RefSeq and is a predicted model, not a curated record. Lineage: Eukaryota; Metazoa; Arthropoda; Collembola; Entomobryomorpha; Isotomidae. The coding region runs from base 118 to 753 and encodes 211 amino acids.
AAUCUCUACCCUUUUGAGACUUGAUUUUCACAAGUUUGGAUUGAUUUUUUGGUCGCUUGUAUAAUUUUGUUGAAAAUAUUUAGCUUUUAAAAACCAACUCACAAUUAUUCCUUCAACAUGAAGAAUAUCAGCAUUUCCGUCAUCAAACAAUCCAACUAUAAAAACAUGCCUUGGAAGAAUGGACUGGGUUUCACGCAUCAAAUUGACAUUCAGCCACCCGGAUCCUCAUUUCCCAUCGGAGACGCGUUUUCUUGGCGAUUAAGCUCCGCCACCGUUUCUCGGUCCAGUGCGUUCUCCCUUUUCCCCAACUGCGACCGGAUCCUGGUCGUUUGGACGGGUGCCGGACUACUGCUGAACAAUACCGUAAAAUUGGAACGACUAAAACCCUACACCUUCUCUGGGGAGGAACCCAUCAAUUGUGACAUAAUUGGUGACACUGACGUGGUAGAUUUUGGGAUUAUAUUUCGUCGUGACCUUGUCACUGCAACGAUGAGCGUGCGUUCCUUCAAGGUCAAACCAACUGGUGACCAGGGAUUGUUAAGCCAUGAACAUGUCCAUCACGUUGAUCUUGUCGGGCCUGGUUUUUCUUACUUGACAUCCAUUCAUGGCUGUUUUACCGUGGGUGAAAGUGAAAUUGAGUUAGUAAAUCCGGGCGAUACGGUCGCAAUUCAUGUCGAAGAAGCCACCAUUGUAAAAAUAGUUUCGAGUGAGGAGAUCAUGUUUUUCCAUGUUCAUGUUACCCCUCGAAAUUAGGUUAGGCUUGUUCGAAACGUGGGGUGAAUAUUGGUUCAACAAAUUCUGUAUGUACAAAGGAGUUAGUUAUACAAUGGAUAUUCGUCUGCUUCGUGAUGGUGAAUAAAACUAAAAAGGUUUGACAUAACGAAAUUCUGUAUGACAGUUUACAUACAUUGUAUGAAAUAUAUAUUAUUUAUUCCUUUGUACUUUUGUAUCAAAGAAUUCUGUCCUCCAUUCUGUCCUGUUCUGUUCUCUUGUGGGUGUUAGGCUCAGUUCAAUGAACACCAAAGUCUAUGUAACGUAUUUAUUAGAAUAGGAAACUUUUGAUGGAUUGUAUUAUUAUUUUGCGACUGGAUUAUGCACGACUAUUCUUAGUUUUAUACUUUACUAUUUACCUGAACUGAACAUAUUGUUUUUAAACUUAUAUAAUUUUCGAAUUUCAUUUCAUUUCAAGAAAAAGUCUGUCGAGAAAUAUUAAACUCUAAGGAUUCAUAUACUUCGAGAAGGGAAAAAAUAAGAGUUUUUAUAUUAUUUUAUGAGCCAUAUACGUAACGGAUUGGUUUUGCUCUUUCAUUCCCGAUUUUUAAUACGUUUUUCUUUGAUAUAAAGUUAUGAAACGGGAAAUUUUUAAUACCUCCAUUAGUUCCGUCUUAACCCGGAAUCGUCACGAAUUUACUGUAGGCGUCUAAGCAUCUUUUAGACGUCUGUCUGGUCCACUUGUGUUACGACUUGUCUUUAAAAACUCACGUGUAUAUGUAUGUACAUAUUUUUAUACGAAUAGAAAUAAAUAAUGCCAACC